Acipenser ruthenus (sterlet) is the source of this 1841-nucleotide messenger RNA. RefSeq lists its product as uncharacterized. NCBI's taxonomy places the organism in Eukaryota, Metazoa, Chordata, Actinopteri, Acipenseriformes, Acipenseridae. The coding region runs from base 558 to 1841 and encodes 427 amino acids. The record is from RefSeq and is a predicted model, not a curated record. The transcript is spliced from 2 exons.
GGCCUUUUUUAUAGCUUCCCCACAUUGUCUAGAUGAAGACAUUUCUGAGUCAACAUAAACUCCUAGGUCUUUUUCAUAGAUUCCUUCUUCAAUUUCACUAUCUCCCAUAUGAUAUUUUUAAUGCACAUUUGUAUUGCCUGCGUGCAGUACCUUACACUUUUCUCUAUUAAAUGUAAUUUGCCAUGUGUCUGCCCAGUUCUGAAUGCUGUCUAGAUCAUUUUGAAUGACCUUUGCUGCUGCAGCGGUGUUUGCCACUCCUCCUAUUUUUGUGUCGUCCGCAAAUUUAACAAGUUUGCUUACUAUACCAGAAUCUAAAUCAUGAAUGUAGAUUAGGAAUAGCAGAGGACCUAAUACUGAUCCCUGUGGUACUCCACUGGUUACCUCGCUCCAUUUUGAGGUUUCUCCUCUAAUCAGUACUUUCUGUUUUCUACCUGUUAACCACUCCCUAAUCCAUGUGCAUGCAUCUCCUUAGAUCCCUACUGCGUUCAGUUUGAGAAUUAAUCUUUUAUGCAGGACUUUGUCAAAAGCUUUCUGGAAAUCUAAAUAAACCAUGUUGUAUGCUUUGCAGUUAUCCACUGUCGAUGCUGCAUCCUUGUGCUGUUAGUUCUAAUUUAGUGUCCACACUGUACUGUAUAGAUCCUUGUGCUGUUAGUUCUAAUUUAGUGUCCACACUGUACUGUAUAGAUCCUUGUGCUGUUAGUUCUAAUUUAGUGUCCACACUGUACUGUAUAGAUCCUUGUGCUGUUAGUUCUAAUUUAGUGUCCACACUGUACUGUAUAGAUCCUUGUGCUGUUAGUUCUAAUUUAGUGUCCACACUGUACUGUAUAGAUCCUUGUGCUGUUAGUUCUAAUUUAGUGUCCACACUGUACUGUAUAUAUCCUUGUGCUGUUAGUUCUAAUUUAGUGUCCACACUGUACUGUAUAGAUCCUUGUGCUGUUAGUUCUAAUUUAGUGUCCACACUGUACUGUAUAGAUCCUUGUGCUGUUAGUUCUAAUUUAGUGUCCACACUGUACUGUAUAUAUCCUUGUGCUGUUAGUUCUAAUUUAGUGUCCACACUGUACUGUAUAGAUCCUUGUGCUGUUAGUUCUAAUUUAGUGUCCACACUGUACUGUAUAUAUCCUUGUGCUGUUAGUUCUAAUUUAGUGUCCACACUGUACUGUAUAUAUCCUUGUGCUGUUAGUUCUAAUUUAGUGUCCACACUGUACUGUAUAGAUCCUUGUGCUGUUAGUUCUAAUUUAGUGUCCACACUGUACUGUAUAUAUCCUUGUGCUGUUAGUUCUAAUUUAGUGUCCACACUGUACUGUAUAUAUCCUUGUGCUGUUAGUUCUAAUUUAGUGUCCACACUGUACUGUAUAGAUCCUUGUGCUGUUAGUUCUAAUUUAGUGUCCACACUGUACUGUAUAGAUCCUUGUGCUGUUAGUUCUAAUUUAGUGUCCACACUGUACUGUAUAGAUCCUUGUGCUGUUAGUUCUAAUUUAGUGUCCACACUGUACUGUAUAGAUCCUUGUGCUGUUAGUUCUAAUUUAGUGUUCACACUGUACUGUAUAGAUCCUUGUGCUGUUAGUUCUAAUUUAGUGUCCACACUGUACUGUAUAUAUCCUUGUGCUGUUAGUUCUAAUUUAGUGUCCACACUGUACUGUAUAGAUCCUUGUGCUGUUAGUUCUAAUUUAGUGUCCACACUGUACUGUAUAUAUCCUUGUGCUGUUAGUUCUAAUUUAGUGUUCACACUGUACUGUAUAGAUCACACUCUUAUUCUCUUGCUUGUAGAUGGACUCUGUCAACUCUCUGAUAAAAGCUGUUGGACCGAAUGGCUAAUGUUCAUUUUAUUAACCUCGCAAUAA